Benincasa hispida (wax gourd) is the source of this 1030-nucleotide messenger RNA. RefSeq names its product lactoylglutathione lyase-like. Lineage: Eukaryota; Viridiplantae; Streptophyta; Magnoliopsida; Cucurbitales; Cucurbitaceae. The record is from RefSeq and is a predicted model, not a curated record. Gene Ontology annotation, cellular component: cytoplasm. Gene Ontology annotation, molecular function: lactoylglutathione lyase activity.
AUGGCGAACAAGUUGGGACCUUCUUCUAUCUUUUCCUCUCUUCUCUUCUUCUCUUUGAUCAUCGGAACCACUUUAGCGGCUCGUAAUCUGAAUGACAAUGUGUUCGAAUGGUUGAAGAAGGACCAUCGUGGUCUUCCCCGUGCUGUUAUUCACGUCUCCGAUCUAGACCGUUCUAUUAGGUUUUACAUGCAAGGCUUUGGAAUGAAACUUUUAAAAAGAAGGAAUUUCCCCGAUCGUCAAUAUAGAGACGCCCUCAUUGGAUUUGGGCCCCAAAAUACUCAUUUCUUAUUAGAAUUAAGACAAAGAUAUGAUUCAAAUGAUGUAUUUAUUGGGACAGAGUUUGGACACUUUGGGAUCGCCACUCAAGAUAUCUACAAAACUGUGGAGAAAGCUAGAGCUAAUGGUGCAUUGGUUAUCCAUAAACCCCAAAAAGUUAACCAAACCAUCUUUGCAUUUGUGGAAGAUCAUGAUGGUUAUAAGUUUAAGCUCAUUCAAAGGACAACUUCAAGUGAUCCUCUUGUUGAAAUCAUGCUUCAUGUACAAGAUUUGAAUACUUCCCUCAACUUCUAUACAAAGGCAUUAGGAAUGAAGUUGUUUGAGAGGCAGAAUAAUUCAACAGGACAGAUUGUUUUGGGGACUUUGGGUUAUGGAGUAAACCCAAGUAAAACAACAAUCUUGCAAUUGGAAAAGAGAAAAAAUAUCCCUCGUGAUGAUGGACGAGAUGGCUAUUCGAUGGUGUAUAUUGGCACUGACAAUGUAAACAAGAGUGCUGAAGCUGCUAAGUUGGUAAUGAAAGAGCUUGGUGGUAAUCUAAUAAUCGAGCCUGUUCUCUUUUCCAAUAUCAAUGUCAAAUUAACUGGCUUUACUGACCCAGAUAACUGGAUAACUAAUAUGGUCGACAAUAAAGAUUAUCAAAGAGGAACACUAUAAAGAAAAACAAGAAUGUGAAAAGGAUCAAAUUCGGAGGAUUAUAUACAUUAAUUUCUAGAAGACGAAGAUCACUUUAUUACUUACUUCAACUUGUACUUAU